Tachysurus vachellii is the source of this 1455-nucleotide messenger RNA. It is a transcript of the gene erfl1, whose product is annotated as Ets2 repressor factor like 1. The transcript is spliced from 5 exons. Gene Ontology annotation, molecular function: DNA-binding transcription factor activity, RNA polymerase II-specific; sequence-specific DNA binding. NCBI's taxonomy places the organism in Eukaryota, Metazoa, Chordata, Actinopteri, Siluriformes, Bagridae. Gene Ontology annotation, cellular component: nucleus. The record is from RefSeq and is a predicted model, not a curated record. Gene Ontology annotation, biological process: regulation of transcription by RNA polymerase II; cell differentiation. The coding region runs from base 1 to 1455 and encodes 484 amino acids.
AUGGACUGUAACUGUGUUAGUGACCUGCUCCUCACUCCACCUGUCCCAGCCCUCUGGACACCAGGCUUUGCCUUUCCAGACUGGGCCUAUAAGCCAGAGUCUAGCCCUGGCUCCAGGCAGAUCCAGCUGUGGCAUUUCAUCCUGGAGCUCCUGCAGAAGGAGGAAUACCAGGGGGUGAUUGCCUGGCAGGGAGACUAUGGUGAAUUUGUGAUCAAAGAUCCGGAUGAAGUAGCAAGACUCUGGGGGAUUCGCAAGUGCAAGCCUCACAUGAACUACGACAAGCUUAGCCGUGCACUAAGGUACUACUACAACAAGCGCAUUUUGCACAAAACUAAAGGAAAGCGGUUCACCUACAAAUUUAAUUUCAGCAAGGUGGUUCUAGUGAAUUAUCCGCUGUUAGACAUGGCUAGCUCUCCUUUCUUGCUAGCUCAGAACCACUUCAAUGGAGGGGCAGCCACAGCAGACUGCAGCCCUGUAACCCCCGAGGCCUUGCAGUCUUUAUUCCCUCGGUUGCCUGAUUCUGGCCGUGGAACUGCUCUGUUUGACCGUGCUACAGGAGCCCCAGAGGGUGAUAAGCUCAGAUUGGACGCUUUUCCUUUCCUUGGUUCAGCAGCCCCCUGUUACUCUAAACCUCCAUCCAUGUUGGGUCCUUACCCUCGUAACCCUGCAUUUGACUACUCUUGGGGCUUCAACCCAUAUCUCCCUGGGGCUUUAUCCCUCAACAACUGUCCUAAACUGCCUCCAGGCUCGAUCUACCCCUCACACUUCUAUCCAAAUCCGCUUCAGUCUGGCCUGGCACAGCUCCCUCAUCCUUUUUCCUCACUCCUUCCUCCUGGGGACACAACAGGAACAGAGCGGGCUCAAACUGGGGGAGCCAAUGGCUCAGUGGGUGGUCAGGCUCCACGACUCUGCAUUCCGUCAUACCCGGGUAGUUUACUUCAAGGCCGGACUGAGCUGGGAAUUCUGGGUCCUGGUAUGAGUGAGAGGGAAAGAGGAGAGAACACUAGCAUUACAGGGGCAGGUGGAGGUGGGAUUGGAGUGGGAUUAGGUUUAGGCUUGGGAUCACUGGGAGUGAUAGGGAGUGGAGGAGGCAUCCAGAGUCCAUCAGAUCGGCGCACAGGAGUGAAACAGGACCCAGGGUCGGAUUCUGAGCUGGAAAUCACAGACCUGAGUGACUGUAGCUCGGAGAACGAAAACGAGCCAGACUUCAAUGUCAGCCAAGAGAAGGAGCAUAGGAUGGGAGGCCGACCUCACAUUCCUGAAGCCAAGACUGCAGGUCUGGGUGGAACCUUACCUCAGCUCUCUUCUCUUCCUCCUUCUAUAUCUCCCCACCCUCUCAAAAGCCUGGUACCUCUGACUCCUCCACCACCAUCUCUUCCUACAUCAAUUUCUCCUUCCCUCAUCUUGGUUGAGCGGCACAGAGAAACAGAGACUCUUAAACAUACUCAUAGUUAA